GUUUGGCACCACUUCAGCGUGUUGGGGAAAAGCUUUAAGAGCUCUGGUGUAGGCGGUAUUAAAGGGAGGGUCGACAGUCUGGCGAUAGUGGAGCCGCUACAAUUCUAUCAUCUCGUUCAUUUCAUUUCUUAAGAUGCUCAAUCCUCAUGAGGGCCAAGCGCUCUAUGCCCCCACAGUGCCCUCCCCAGGCCCCAUGGUUCCCCCAGCUAGCAUGUUUGGCAAUGUACCAGGGUACGAGGACACUUUAGCUGGCGGAGGAGGUGGAUAUCUCCCCCCACCGAUGCCCUUACACCCGAAUCGCGAUCCAGAGCCUGCACCCGUACCACAAGACUGGAACAUCCCCUCCAUCACUGAAGAUGUGGCGCGGGAGCGUUUUAUAAUGUACGCGUCUGGUAAAUGCUGCUAUAACAACGCCCCUGCCAAGGAUGGAGUCAUCACUAACAUGCAGGCGUUCAACACCUAUCGGUACCGUUUGGAGACAUUCACAGAGUCUAGAUCUACAGAGUGGGCCACCAAGCCUUAUGAAGGUGAACUGGCAGACUUCUACACGCAGACUGCCCCACGGCCGUGGGAAAUCCCAGUGACCGGUCCCUCCCUGUUUCAAAACCACGAGGAGAACAUAAAAGUCCCGUACACUUCAUCUAACAAGCCCUGCCACACUUGUAGUGCCUCUGGAAAGAUGCCCUGCCAUGAGUGCAAUGGAUCUGGAACAAAAGUUUGUUGGGUCUGCAAUGGAUCUGGCAAACAGGGAGGAGAUAGUCCCUGCAAUCAAUGCAAUCAAAGAGGAAGGGAGAACUGCUCUAAAUGUCAUGGUAACGGGACUAAAGAAUGUGAGACCUGCAAGGGCAAGCAGCAACUGUUGACCUACAUCAACCUUAAAGUCGAGUGGAAGAAUAAUGUUGAAGACUAUGUUGUGGAGCAGAACAGUGGGCUGGAGGUUGACGAUCUGAGCGAUGUGACUGGAAAGACACUCUUCAAAAACGCCCAGUACAUGCUGUAUCCAGUGUAUGGCUUCCCAGAUCCGUCUUUAUCCCAGGCUUCAGACCGUUUGGUUAGAGAACACCAGGCGAAAUACUCCCAGAACUCCCGCAUCCUUCAACAGCAACAAACCAUCGAGUUGAUUCCCAUCACCAAGGUGACCUACAAGUGGAAGGGAGGCAUCCAUGUUUACUAUAUCUAUGGGAACGAACACCAGGUCAAAGCUCCUGACUACCCUGCCACCUGCUGCUGCUCCAUCAUGUAACCAGUCAUGUCAGCCAGCCAGCCAGUCAGUCAGCCAGCCAGCCAGCCAGUCAGCCAGUCAGCCAGCCAGCCAGCCAGCCACUUAGCCAUACCUCUUUUGGUGAAUGCGUCACCAGGCCAGCCCAAUACAGCUGGCCUUGACUCUGCUUAGUUCAGCUCUGUAUGAAAAAAGGUUGAGUUUAUCAGUUUGCUAGUUAGUUAGCUAGUUAGUUAGGUAGGUAUUGUAGGUAGUUCUUUAGGGCCUUUUACCUUUUCCCCAGGAGUUUAGGGCUAAGUGUAUUCUAAUCAGUAUACUACAUGUUGUUUUUUAUUUUUAUAAUAAUUAUUGCAGCCCUGGAAUUUCAUGAAUUUGUUUUUUGUUUCAACUUUCAAUUUUUCACAAGUAAAUGACUUUAUGCAAAGAUAUAGAAAAACUAAAGGCUAUUGAAGCAAAUUGCUGCAUGUCUGAUUCAUUCUUGUUACAUAGACUUUAGUACAGUCAAUAAAGUGAAAAGGUGAUAUUAUUAUUCUAUAAUGAAAUAAAUAAAUAAAAUCAUUCAAACUUCAAAGAGAA
Oncorhynchus mykiss (rainbow trout) is the source of this 1795-nucleotide messenger RNA. Its product is annotated as protein SSUH2 homolog. The record is from RefSeq and is a predicted model, not a curated record. Gene Ontology annotation, molecular function: heat shock protein binding. Lineage: Eukaryota; Metazoa; Chordata; Actinopteri; Salmoniformes; Salmonidae.